Didymodactylos carnosus is the source of this 1428-nucleotide messenger RNA. The record is from the annotation of a GenBank genome assembly. Lineage: Eukaryota; Metazoa; Rotifera; Eurotatoria; Philodinida; Philodinidae.
AUGGCAACAAAGAUAAUUAUUUAUAGAACAAAAACCGUGGUCACUACCGAUUUACCAACACGUAAACAACGUCAUCCAAGGAUGGAUCGUUUGAGACGUACAUUAAGUUUUCGGAAAAAAAAGGCAACAAAAGCAAAUUCAACCGAAAAUAAACCUCAACAAUGGCAAGAAGACGAAAAACAUGUACGAAUUGGUGCAUGUAGUUUUAAUGUUAAAUAUUUGGGUAGUGUUGAAGUACAAGAAUCAAGAGGCAUGCACGUUUGUGAACAGGCAAUUCAAGCACUUUUGAAUCAAAAAGCAAAACACAUUCGAGCAAUGCUUCACAUCUCAGGAGAUGCACUUCGCGUAUCAUCAAUUGAUGAAACAAACAAGGUGAGUUUCGCUUAUAUCAACAGAGAUGGCACAUCUAGACGAUGGUUAUGUCACGGAUUUUUGGCCGUGAAAGAUACUGGUGAACGUUUGAGUCAUGCUGUUGGAUGUGCAUUUCAAAUAUGUUUAGAAAGAAAACAAAAACGUGAUCGCGAAUGUGGUGUCACUGUUGAGUUUAACCAUGAUGGUACAUCAUUUACACGUUAUGGAUCAUUUCGUACCACAUCAUUAACAGAACGUAUUAUCGAUCCACAAAGUGCUAUUAUUGCGGAGCCAGUUCCAUUAUCUCCAUUAUCUCAUAAUUCAAAUUCUCUACGUAGUGGUCCAACUGAGCGACCAAGACCGAAAGGUGAUAAUGAUGCAUUUAUACGUAGUGCAUCAUUGAGAUUAGGUGAAUUAAAUCAAACAACUUUUAAACGUCAAACAUCAUUGAGACCAGGUGAUUUGCCAUCGAUACAAGAAGCAAAAUUAAAAGAUUUUACAACAAAUAAAAUGAAUCACAAUACAAUACCAGAAGAAAUAGAGCCUAGUCCAACAAAUGAUUUAGCAAAGUUAUCUCUUACUGAGAUGACAAAUCUAAAUGGAUAUUCAGAUUCUACCCAACAGAUACAAACUUUUGUUAAACCUUCUUUACCAAAUAUCAUACAACAUCAACCUUACACUAAUAUUACAAAUGAAAAUGCUCAAGAACAACGAACUUUAUGGUCCCACCAACAAUCAGAUUCGUCAAAUCAAAAUCAUAAUGGCUCAACGUAUCACCCACCUUCAUCAACAUUAUCUUCAUUACCGUCACAACAACAGCAAUCCCCACAAUCAAAUCGAUUAAUAAAUGAUGCUGUCGAUACAAAUUUGACUGAUUUUGUUUUAAGUUCUAAUCCGAUUAAUCCAUUUUCACCGUACGGUUACUACGUCGCACAACAACAACAACAACAGCAACAACAAAAUACUGUUAUGUCAACAUCACAAAAUGUUUCGUCACAUCAUCAUAAUCAUAAUUCUGUAAUAUUUUCUCCAAAACGUUCAACAAAUCCAUUUGAUGAAGAUCUAAUACAUCGUUGA